CAGUACGGAAAUCUUCUUAGUUUCCCCAUAUGGUGAUAUUUCCUAAGCUUUUCCACUGAUCACAGACUCUCACUAAUUCACUAGCUACUGUUUUCUUUUUCAUCAUCAUCAUCUCUUGUCAAUUUUUUUCCCCAAAAGGUAGGCAUCUCUGCCCCUAUCUGGCGUCCCACCGCUCACUCUCUAGAUUAUGGUUGGCGUGACUAUCAUUGCAUCACUCUGUAAUUCUUGAAUCGUGAUCCGGAAGAGAGCCCAAAGUGAUUGAACUCUGUUCAUUCAGCGUGUCUUAUUUCGCCAUUAACAGAAAGGGGGGGGGGGAUUGGGGAGAAAAAGGUUGCAUUUUCUCCUUAUUUCUUGGUGGAUUGAAAAAUUUUAGGUGACGAUGGGUGAAGGAGAAAUAAGGACAGAGGGGGUAUGUGAUGUCGAUGAUACGAUUUUCGUGGCUGUGGGAGAGAAUGUGGAGGAGGGCAAAUCUUUGUUGUCCUGGGCAUUGAAAAGCUUUGCUGGAAGAAAUAUCUGUAUUCUUCAUGUUCAUCAGCCUACUCAUUCACCUUCCCUCAUGAAUGAAAGGCUUUCAGAAGCAGUUGAGAAAUUUCAGGAAAUUGAACACCAAAAGAUGCACAGCAUUUUGAAUCAGUAUCUUCAACUUGUUGAGCAAGUCGGGAUUCGACCAGGUAAAAUUUGGAUUGAAAUGAGCAAUAUCGAGCAAGGAAUUCUACACAUCAUUUCUCAUCAUGGAGUUAAAUGGCUUGUUAUGGGAGCAGCUGCAGAGAAAUACUACUCCGAAUUGCAGGAACUUGUCAGAACUCAAGUCAAAUAAAGCAAUUUUUGUUUGCCACCAUGCACCAGUUCCAUGCCAAAUUUGGUUUUCCUGUAAAGGUUGCCUCAUUCGGACUAGGUCUGAUGAAAUUGGAUCUCAUUUAGCUGGGGUUGUGCCAUUGUCUUCUAAAACAAACAAGGUGACAUCAUUUUUGCAACAUCAUAAAGAAGAUGCUGACAAAGAUGUUAAGAUUACAGUGUCUGAAUUUGAAGAAAACAUGGUUCAUGGUCAGAAUUUAACACAUUCAAUGACUGGAGAUGGCUCAUCAUUAUACUUACCACAUUCAAUGACUGGCGAUGGCUCAUCAUUAUACUUACCAAGCAGUUCGCAAGAUUCACCUUUUUCUUCAUCUGUAGAUUUUCUGGCUGAAGCAUCAGAGACUUUUUACUUGAAAGAGAUUAACUCGAGAAGUUAUAUGGAAGAUUUGCUGAAAAAGCAAAGGCAAGAACUAGAAAAAAUGAAAAAUAAGCACAAUCAAAUCGUAAAGGAACUUCAGCUGGUCCAGAACCAAAAGCUUUCUUUAGAAAGAAAAUUCAUGGAAAACUGUUCUACAGAGGAGGAGUUAGAGGAGAAGAUUAUACAAGCAGUGAAACUCUUGAUAAGUUUCAAGGGGAAGCGUGAUCUGCUAUGGAAAGAGCAGGAAAGGGCAUUAAGAGAAUCUCAUAAGUUUCAAAAAAUGGUAAAAGAAGAUGUUUGUGCCAUGCAUGUCUCUCAUUCCUUUGAUAUUUCUUUCUCGGAGAUCAUUGAGGCUACUCGAACUUUUGAUCCAUCGAUGAAGAUUGGAGAGGGAAGAUUUGGGAGUGUUUACAAGGGAAUAAUUCACCAUGUCAAGGUAGCUAUAAAGAUGUUGCCCUCCUGUGGUUCUCAAAGUGAUUCCGAUUUUGAACACAAGGCAGAAAUUUUAAGCAGGGUCAGGCAUCCAAACCUUGUCACACUGCUUUGUGCCUGUACUGAAUCUAGGUCACUUAUUUAUGAGUACCUUGAAAAUGGAAGCCUUGAAGAUCACCUUGCUGGCCAUUUGAAGAGUCGUUCUCUUCCCUGGCAACUUCGCCUAAGAAUUGCUAGCGAGAUAUGCUCUGCCCUCAUCUUCCUGCAUGCACACAAAAGCAGUAUAGUCCAUGGUAAUCUAAAGCUUAGCAACAUCCUUCUUGAUGCCAAUUUUGUCAGCAAAAUAAGUGACUUAGGUAUCAAAAACUUCCAAAAUGGUGAGAAUCCAUGUGGUAAGAAUGACUUGGAGGCUUCUAUAUAUCUCGAACCAGAAUAUGUUGAUGGAAGGCAUGUGACAGAAUCUGAUGUAUACUCGUUUGGAAUAAUACUAUUACAACUUUUAACAGCAAGACCUGCCUCCAGUAUAAUUAGAGAUAUGCGGUGUGCCAUGGAAGUUGGGAAUGUAAGUACUGUUUUGGACCAUUCAGCUGGUGACUGGCCACUUGAGCAAGUGGAACUGUUGGCUUUUUUGGCAUUAAGGUGCUGUGAGGAGAAGCGACUCAAUCAACCAGACCUAGUGGCAGAAGUUUGGCCCGUAAUUGAACCUAUGAGAGACUUGUGCACUUUGUCAUGCUUGGGUUCAACUUCUUCGCGCUUGGAUUUGACUGCUCAGCAACGGAUUCCUUCUAAUUUUGUCUGUCCCAUAUUUCAGGAAGUAAUGAAGGAUCCACACAUAGCAGCUGAUGGUUUUACAUAUGAAGGCGAUGCAAUAAAAGGAUGGCUGAACAGCGGUCACAAGACUUCACCUAUGACAAACCUACAGCUCGAUCAUUGCGAUCUGCUUCCUAACUACGCUCUUUACUAUGCAAUUCAGGAAUGGCAACAAAGGUCCUGAAACAUUUUCUUGCUUUUUAGGAGUACAUAGACCUGACAAGCAUUGGUACAUAUACCUUAUAAAUGCGUAAUACAGUGUAAAGAGAAAACAUAGCAGUGCAAGCUACAUGUGCCUUGAGUCAUAUGAUCAACUGAUCCAGGAAUGAGGUCUUUCAAACCACUGGAAACAUCUUCUCUAGCAUAUUUAGAAUAUGCUGAUGCAUGUUUUAUAUUUGACUUGAAGGCCAAAGCGUUGUUCUCAGUUGGUUUAGGUAAUUCGACUGCUGAAGUAUGAAACGUUUUCCUGCUUUCUAA
Messenger RNA from Coffea arabica (coffee), 2932 nucleotides. Its product is annotated as U-box domain-containing protein 32. NCBI's taxonomy places the organism in Eukaryota, Viridiplantae, Streptophyta, Magnoliopsida, Gentianales, Rubiaceae. Gene Ontology annotation, biological process: protein phosphorylation; protein ubiquitination. Gene Ontology annotation, molecular function: protein kinase activity; ATP binding; ubiquitin-protein transferase activity. The record is from RefSeq and is a predicted model, not a curated record.